AUGAGACCUCGAGGUAUCCCUCUCCUGGCAGUGGUCCUUGUCUUGGGGCUGUGUGCUCUGGUGGAGGGCCAGAAACCUUCUGCCUGCCAGUGCUCCAGGAUGACACCGGAGAACAGAAAGAACUGUGGCUUCCCAGGCAUCACCAGCGACGAGUGCUUUGAUAAUGGUUGUUGCUUUGACUCCAGCGUCGGUGGGGUCCCCUGGUGUUUCCACCCACUUCCAAACCAAGCAGAGGAGCAGUGUGUCAUGGAAGUGUCAGCCCGCAAGGAUUGUGGGUACCCGGGUAUCAGCCCCGAGGAGUGUGCCUCUAGAAAGUGCUGCUUCUCCGACCUGGUCUUCGAGGUGCCCUGGUGUUUCUUCCCACAGUCUGUGGAAGACUGUCAUUACUGAGAGCUGAGAGGUACUGCUGCCCAGCCGCUGCUUCCCUGGGAGCUGCAAGCCAGAAGAAGAAAGUCUCAAUUGGACUCCAUCAAUUUCUGGGUUUUCUUAAACCAUCCUGACCCUGUGCCUAGCUGUGGCUAGGUUCAGCAUUUUUCCCAAUAAAGAAAACCUUUUAAACCUGG
Molecule: messenger RNA, 563 nt
Organism: Alexandromys fortis (reed vole)
Lineage: Eukaryota; Metazoa; Chordata; Mammalia; Rodentia; Cricetidae
Gene: Tff2
Product: trefoil factor 2
Exons: 4
Coding region: 1-390 (129 amino acids)
Biological process (GO): negative regulation of gastric acid secretion; maintenance of gastrointestinal epithelium; chemokine-mediated signaling pathway
Molecular function (GO): CXCR4 chemokine receptor binding
Source: RefSeq, a predicted model, not a curated record